UUUUGAAUAUUCAACGUUAUUUUCAUACAUAUUGUUAUGGAAUUAUGAAUUCAUUUGAACCUUCCUAAUUUGCAAUGCGCCGAUAAGACUCGUAUUUCUCAAGACCACGAUCAAUGAACAGUUACAUCUUAUUGAAACUGCGAUUCAACGAUUAUACGGAAUAUUAAUAUACUCAGGAUAGUUUCCGCAUACUAAAAGAGGGAUGACGAUGUUCUCCAAAACAGAACUGCACCCAUUGUUAAUGAAAACCGGCAUCUCUUAUCUUAAUGGGAGGUGUUUGAUUAGAAAAGAUACUACCAGUCAUCGCCCAGCUUAAGCUGAGACUGGCCUGAAGUUGUGUAACAGUGUGCAACCUCCGUAACCUCCCUGAUAUUGUCAAAGUUUUAGGAGCUUUCGCUUCUUCAAUUUAAAUUGUACACAGUGUAGUUUAUGUUAAUGAUAUUCAUUGUAGACAACCUUCCACUAUGCUGGAAGGUCUAGUGGCAUGGGUGAUAAACAAUUAUCUUGGCAAAUAUGUUGAAAAUCUUAAUACAGACCAACUUAGUAUUGCUCUUUUACGUGGAGCUGUAGAGCUUGAAAAUCUACCCCUUCGAAAGGAUGCUCUCCGACAUGUUGGACUGCCUAUUCAGGUGAAAGCUGGUUUGAUUGGAAAAGUUAAACUUAAAGUACCGCUGACCCAAGUGAGGACUGCACCAUGGGAAAUUUUCAUGGAACAGUUAUACCUGGUCGCUGGACCAUUGAACCUGACUGAGCUUGAUGAGGAAGCAGAAGAACAGGCUCUUCAGGAUUAUAAAUUAGGGCGCCUUGAUGCAAUUGAGGCAGUAUGGAGGCAAACAGAAGCAUCCCAAGAUUCAAGUUACUACGCCUCUAGCUAUUCUUCAUGGCUUGGACUGAGUAUGAAUUUUGCUGCUAAUAUUAUAGAAAAUCUCCAGUUGAAAAUAAAAGAUGUUCACCUACGUUAUGAAGAUAACAUUACUAUUGAUGGAAAAGUUUUUGCUGCUGGAGUACAGAUUGAGUCUUUAACUGCUCAAAGCUGUGACGAUUCAUGGAAUCCAUCAUUUGUCUCCGGUUCUUCUAAAGAAUCAUUUAAAUUGAUGGAAAUGACUGGUUUUUCGGUCUAUUGGGAUCAAAUAACUCAAGCAGAAAUGUGGGGUGAUCUUUUGCUGUCUCAUUUUGUUGGAAAUAUGGCAAAAACUGCCUCUUCGAAGCAUACCUAUAUAUUGUCCCCUGUUCAUGCUGUUGCUCAUUUCAAAAGAAAUAGAAGUGAAAAGCCAUUGAGAUCUAGAACUCACCCUAGGGUAGUUUGUGAUUUAUUGCUGGAUCAAGUUCCUCUCUCUUUAACUGAUGUUCAGUACUGUGAUAUGGUGUGUUGUAAAAGAGGAUUGGUUAGUCUUGCUCGGCGUCAUGGACACAUUCGAUCUAGGCCUAAAAAGGAGGUUUCUGCUGAUCCUCGAUCUUGGUGGACGUAUGCUAUUAAUCGAAUACUAAAACCAGUUCCAACAUGGUCAAUGACAUUGCUCAGAGCUCGUGAAAAUAUUGCUUAUGUUGCACUUUAUUCCAAAAUGCUUUUAAAUCCAACUGACCAGCUGUCAAAGGAUGACAAAAAUCUCAAGGACAAAGUCGAAUGGGAAAGAGAUUUUGAUGAACUUCGAGAUUUAAGAGAGAUUUCUAUGAGAAGAGUGCGACUUCCUGGGAAAGUAGUAAAAGUAGAAGGCAGUGUUGGUCUCCUUGCAUCGUGGUUUCCUGGCUGGUGGCAGUCGUCGCAGGCUGACAGUGCUAGCUUGAAUCCUGACCCUGGUACUGCCGCUUUAGAAGAACAAAUAUUGGAUGCACUAGCAGAUUCAGUAGAGAACAACACUCUUCUCAAGAGAGAUGUAGUUUUUGGUCAAUUCAACUUCACAUUGAAAACAGGAACAUUUCAUCUUUGCUCGGGAUCUGAAGCAUUGAUGGAACUGCAGUUUGAAAAUGUUCAAUUGGGUCUUGAAUCUCGUCCCAGAAAUGGGUCUCACUGCGUUAACAUUACAUUGGGAGCUCUUUAUUUGAGAGAUCAUUUAUUCAAAGAUUCUGCGUUCCCAGUUCUCGUUUCUCCUCAAAGGAGUGAUGCAGCACCAACUGGAAGGCUAUCAAAAAAUCUUCCACCAGGCCUUGCAAAAAUCGUCAGUCAAACUGCGAUAAAUGAAAAAGAGCAACCACUGUUUCAGCUUUCAUACGAGUACAAACCUUUUAACAGCAGUGCUGAUCGAAGGCUUGAGGUACAUUUAAAAUCUCUAGAUGUUGUUUAUAAUCCUGGAUCAACUAAGUGGAUGUUGGAAUUUUUCACUGGUCCUCAUCAAGUUGUAGAUUCUGGCUUGCGACAAGCUGCUAGACAAGGUUAUCAUGCAAUGAAAAGAAAAACAAAGCAGCAGUUACUAAGCAACUGGGAAAAUAUGGUAUAUGGCCAUGCUGCCGUUCGUAAAACAUGGGAUAUUGAAUUAGACAUUUCAGCACCUCAAAUAUUUCUCGUAGAACACUUCAAUGAUAAAAAUGCAAUUCUGUGUGUGGUCGACUUAGGUAAGCUUCAUUUCACCAAUAGGAUACCAGGAAUUGUCAUACCUGUGCAAGAAAAUGGCAGUACUGAAGUGGAAGAAGAAGAAGAAGAAGCUUUUCAGACACCUUGCUCAACUCCGCCUGGAAGUGAAGUGAGCUCUCAAACUUCAUCAAGAAACCCUUCUGUAGAUAUGGCAAAUAUUAAUGAGCUCCUGCUUCACAAUAAGCUAUAUGACAAAUACAUUAUAGAGCUUUGUGAUCUUCAGAUUCUGGUGGGUUGUGUUAGAGAUAACUGGAAAUAUGCUCAUCUUCGUGGAUCAUCUUCCUUACAUAUUUUAGACAAAUUCAAUAUAUCACUGCAUAUGGAACGCCGAGUAAUACACACAAUUGAUCCACAAUAUCCUAGUUUAACCAUUACGGGUAACCUUCCUAAGUUAGUUGCCCAUGUGAAUGAGGACAAAGUGAAAGCUAUACAAACUUUAGUUAAUGUGAUAUCAGGAAAGGGAUUGAUAUCUCCUCUGAGAUCUCAAGAGAACUCUCCAGGUGAAGAAACAUCGAGUGCAUUUUAUGAUGAUGAUUCAAUAUCUGAAGAGGAAAAGGAUACUGGUGCAAGAUUAUUAAUGCUUCAGUUUUCAAUAGACCAAAUGGCUCUUGAGGUACAGUCUCGAGGCAGAAGUAUUGCAGAACUUCAAGUUAAUGGAGUCAAAGCAUCGUUCACAAAACGACCAUAUGAUACCAGCCUUUCUCUCAGUGUUCAUGGCUUACUUUUAGUUGAUGCUCUUCAGACAUUUGGUCCUGAUUUUGAAUUACUUAUUGCAAGCCAUAAACACGUGGGAAUGGAUAGUGUAAGUGGUAGUUUGCAAGAUAGUGAACCGACCUCUCCUGUAUCACCUGCCUCUCCUGAACCUGAAGGAAGAUCUAGGUUUCCUUCAUCGCCUGUUUCUAUAUCUCAAGCUCUUAGCAGUAUAAAUAUUGAUAGAGCUAAGUCACCUGUCGGGAAAAUUCCAUCACCUCCUCAAAUCAAAAUUCCCCCUAUUUCUACUAACGAGUUGCUGGAUACCGAAGCUCUGAUAUCUGUUGAACUUUUAUUCGUGAAUGCUGACUGUCCUACGAAUGAAGAAAAAAAGGAACAUCUCCAAGUUGCUAACAUCCAGUUUAAUAAUCUUGAUAUAAUUGCAAACCAAGAAACCAUAGUUGAAUUGGUAGGAUUUAUUCAUAGAGCAUUUCCCAAACAUAAAAAUGCUCCACACUUUCCGACACCAUUGGUCCAAGAUGUAGUUGACCAUGGAGAAAUCGAUGGGCAUAAUCAUCAGCCAAGCAUUUCACCUGUAGUUUCGACCAGAACUCAAGUGACAUUUGAUUUUCAUCGUCUUAAUGUUCUACUUCUUAGAGCAGUUGUCACUGAAAAUGGAGUAGUUGGAAGAAAAAUAGCAACUGCAACAAUGACAGAAGCCAAGAUUAAUGCUAAUGUUGGUUCCAGCCUUGAAGUUGAAGGUUCGUUAGGUGGUCUUCAAAUCAUCGAUUUAACUCCAGAAGGCCACAUGCACCAAAGGAUUUUGAGCCUUGGAGAAGAUCCUCUCACAAAUAAAUCUAAAGGGGCUCUUACUCUUGCUCAAAUGGCUGCAGAUAUGUAUAACAUGUCAGGGUAUCAAGCUUCGUUACCUGUUUUAAUUGUUGAUUGAAUUAUUGUGGAUGUUUUUUGGGAGUAUGAUAUAAUAUAUUGCUGAAAUAAAAAUAAGGAUGGCUUCAGUAUGGUAUGUCCAUUCCUCUCAUAUAUUGUAUGAGUUUAAGUCAUGUGCAGCUGAGUUUAAGCAAUACCUCUCCAACUUAUUUAUGUCCAUUAAAUCUGCUGCUACUGAAAUGGCAAUAGGAAUCGUUCAUGCAAGAGCCGAAUCUCUUGCACAAAGUCUUUCUAUGGGAGGACGAUUGUAUGGGAGUUCGAGUGAUAUUUCACAAACUCCGAGGAAGAGGAGGAGUUUGUCUUACUCUAUAGAUCAUCUUGAGAGUAGUCGUGGUUCUGUUACCCCUCAUAGUCCUGCUGAAAGUUCCUAUAGUACUAUGAUAAAAUGGGAUGUGGUCUUAGCUAGUCCAGUAGUAGUGUUGCCCAGAAACUCUUCUAGUCCUCAGGUUGCUGUGGCUCAUCUUGGAAGUAUAAGUGUCACCAAUUCCAGUUCCUCUCCAGUUUCUAGUCCUUGGGGUGUUGGCCCAUCUACCAAUGAGAAAUACACUAUUUGUGUCACAGCUAUGAAUUUAUAUACACUUGAUAUUUCAAAGAGGUUAAAUAAAAUAAUCAAUUUAUCUGAAUCAAGUUUAAUUAGAGCCGAAGAGCUUUAUUGUAGUAGAAGUGAAGGAAUUCCUGUUUUACAUAAUACUAGUGCACAGAUAACUGUUAUAAGAGAAAUGAAUCAUAUUAGGAUGAAGCAACAGGAUGAUAUCCUACUAGAUUGUGGUGCAGAUUUUUUUCAAGUUGAUCAUCAGGAUUCAUUGCAGAUCCAGGGUAGCAUUAUAAAUGCUUUAAAACUUUCACUUUCAAGGGGUCUGUAUGAGCAAUUGUUAGAAACUGUGGAUACGGUUCUUACUCCUGUCAAAGGAGAAGAGGAUGACAAAAGAGUGGAAAAGGUAUUGGCUAACAUUCAAGAAGAACCAGAAAUCAAUACUGGAGUUUCAACAUUGAGUAUGGACUCAGCUUUACGGACUAGAAUGAUGGUAGCACACAGUACAGCUUCACGAGCACCACCUCUUCCUUCUCCUCAGGGAUUAUCUCUCACAGUUGGAUUUGAACUUCCUCUUCUCUCUUUAGAGCUAAUUGCUGAUCUAGGCUCUGGAGAACAAAAGCUUGUUGAUCUCUCAUUCAAGGAACUAAUAAUUCAGUAUGAACAAUCUCAAUGUAUGGAAACUUCCAUUCAAAUUUCCUUACAUUCAGUCAACAUGGAAGAUCUUCAAAAACCUGAAGACUCUAAACACAGGUUUAUCAUGGUUUCUUCUAGAGCUACUAACAGUGAACCGAGUUUUUCAGGCUAUGUUUCUAAAUCAUGUCCGAAUCUUUCUUCACCACAGAGUACAGUCCCUCCUUGGCAUUUUUCUCUUCCUGACCACUUGGAGACAGGGGAAGUUCUUGGUGCAGUAUCAACCAGGCAUCGCCAUGUUGUUGUUGCUGAAAACUCAAUAGAAAAUAGAAUGAGAGGUACUCAGCCAAGGUGUCCUUACACACCCCCGCCUUCCCCUAGAGGAAAAAUGUCUCCUGCUGUUUUUAGAGAGGACAAUCUUGUACAUGUUAAUAUUAUAACUAAGCCAUCACGCCUCAAUAAGUUUGUUAAAUCUCGCCAAGUUAAUGUUGAUUUCAAUAGUCUUGAUGUCAUUGUCAAUGUAGAAUCAUGGGUAGUAGUAUUAGACUUCUUUGGAAUUAGUGAUUUGGAUCAGGAUACUCUUAAGAAAGAUCAAACUACUGAACCUGUUUAUACUCCUUCGUCGAUUAAAAAAUUUCCAGAACAAAUAGGAGUUGAUUCUGAAUUGGAAUUGACUGUAAGAUCUCUAAGCGUUGUAUUGAAUCGAGCAGAAUAUGAAGUUGCACGGGCUGUGAUGACAAACUUGAGUAGCAGACUAGUCUCAGCUGCAGGUUCAGGAUUUACUGAAACAGAGGCGAGUGUUGGCUCCUUUAGUCUGUCUGAUCUUACUCCAAAUCAUAGUCAGUUAUACAGAGAAAGAUUUAUUACAGCUGGGCUGAAGUUAUCAAUGGUGAAAUUCAAUUCUCCAGAUCCAGUGCAACUUCGGCCGUAUGAUUUACAGUUAAAAAUGGACAUGACUUCAUUGGUAUAUGUACAUACUCAGAGGUAUGUGGCUGAAAUCCAAGCAUUUUUUAAUCUUUUUCCUCAUCUUCGUCGGGAAGUGGGCUAUUUUAGAGGAAAGAUGCUUGAAGAUGAUGAGAAUGCCAUUUCCACUAGAAUUCUGAUUGAAGUUCAUGCUCCAUCUCCUAUUAUCAUACUUCCAAUGAGUUCUCAGUGUACUUCUUGUCUAGUUGCUGAUCUAGGAAACUUGACUGUAAAUAACUGUCUAAAAAAGUCAAAUGAAGAAGGUGUUAUCAGUAAAUCAAUUGAUCAAAGCAAAGAAAUACUGUUGGAUGUUAUGAAUAUUGUAUUGGAAAGUAUGGAUAUUGUCACGGGGGAAAGAAUAAAUGAAUAUAAUGAAUUUUCUCAUCAUAUCAUACCUGUUGGUAGUUACUAUAUAAAAAGGCGGAGUGGUUCUCUAUUGAAAGAAAAAUGUCAUUUGAAACUACAAGUAGAAAGGAAUCUUAUGAAAUAUCAGCAUUCAGUUCCAGAUAUUACAAUUCAUGGAACAUUGUCUACUCUUGCUGCAAGACUUCUAUUAAAUGAUUACAAAUUGAUUUCUGGCCUAUUAUCUUUUAACAUAGGAGAGUGUUUAGAUGAUUUAUUAAUUCCUGAAAUUACUCCAGCAAUCAUGAGGGAUGAUGAUUUCGAUAUAGUUUGGACUAGUACUUCUAUGAAGUUUGAACUUGUUGAUGUGAGUGUUUCCCUCGUUCCCAGUAAUGCAUUUGAUCUUGCAUGCAUUAAUUUCAUCAAAUCCAGCCUUACUGUGGACAAUUAUAGCAAUAGAACUCAAGACAUUGACCUGGUUUCUGAAGAAAUUUUAAUAACUGAUAUACGUUUUCUUGCUUUGCACUGCAAUUUACAACAUGACUUAAGUCCAAAAGAAGAAUUACAGGAAAUGCCAUUUGAAUUAAAGUUGAAUAUAACUGAUUCUGAAAUAGUAGUUGUCGAAGAUUCUUCUCAGUGGGACUCAAAUGCUGUUAUCUUGAAGGUACACAUGGCUCAAUUAAAUCUUCGUCUGUCUUACCACGAUGUCAGAAUGUUUAGUCAAAUGCUAGAAUCUUUACCUCAACAAACUCAGUAUGCUAAAAGUCAAAUAGCAGAGGAAGAGCAUCCAGUGAAUUUCCGAUAUCAACUAGAUAAGUUAAAGGCUCUGGGUUUUCACAUAGAUGACUGUUCAAAGGCAUUAAUGAAUUGCAAUGGACAUCUUGAUGAUGCUGCCCUAUGGCUUACACAAAACGCAGUUCCUAUAAGUUACCAAAACAGUCCUAGUGUUAGUCCUAACCAUCAGAUAGCAGAAUCUAUAUUUUCUUUCAACAACAUGGAGGUUGUAAUGGAUCAUGCAUUAUUGUUUAUCAUUGAUGAUUGUCAAGAUGCCGAUGUUCCCCUUGCUGAAAUUUCUUUAUCAAAGCUAGAUAUAAAACAAGAUUUAGAAAAAAAAUCUGGAUUAUCAAAAACAGUGUUAACGAUUCACUACUACAACAGAUUUCUUUCUGGGUGGGAACCAUUCAUUGAAAGUUGGAGUUGUACUUUAUGCUGGGAGCAUUGUUUUGGUCAAAACCUCACAAAAACAAGACUAGAACUAACACUGGCAUCAGUAGAAGUUCUAAAUAUGAAUAUUACUAGUUCUCUUGUUGAACUAUAUAAGAGUGUCAAAGAAAUCUGGACUCAGGAUUAUUAUAAUCAAAAGGAAAGCCUAAGUAGAAACAACUCUGGUGAUUUUAAAAAUUCUAUCUCUAGCCCUCCUGGAUAUAGAAGAAGAUCACCUUUUAUACCCUUCGCUGUCAAAAAUGACACUGGAUCAAGACUCAUCUUUGCCCCGAUAACAUCCUCUUUGGAAAGUUUGAAUGGUCAUCGUAACAAUAAAGUUGCAGAGACCAAUUUGCGAUGGAUUCUCGUUGAGCCUAAUUCGACAGUACCUUUUUCAUUUACUGAAAGAGGAAAAGUGAGGCAUCGGGAUACCCAUAAAUAUCAGUCUCACCAGAUUAAGGUCAAGGUUGAAGGAUGGCAGUCGACUUCUCCUGUAACUGUGGACAGGGUAGGCGUUUAUUUUCGCCAAGCAUUUCCAGACAUUAAGGAACUAGUUCAAGAUAUGCCACAAGCGAGAAUUGUCUUAGAAGUAACACUUGAAGGUUCUGCUAGAAAACUUAUCACUGUUAGGUCAGCCCUUCAGAUCCACAACAAAUUGGACCACAUGGUUGAAAUAAAGUUAAACAACUCUCAUUUUCAAAAAACACUUCCUAUGCAUUUGACUGUCUGCGCUGGUGAUGUUCUAUCUGUCCCAUUGACUCAUGCCCUGGCAGUACUCACAGCUCGUCCACUUCACCCUCAACGGAACUACAGUUUCUCAACCAAACCAGUUCAGUGGCAACAUGUAACAGGACCUGGACAAAUAUUUUAUGAAACUCGUCAAUGUAACACCCAUGCUAAUGUUCCAUUUAGGUUCUGUACAGCGAUUAAGCGAGAAAAUUAUCCUGUUGAACAAGCUCCUCCUCUCGCUCCAUUACUUGCCCAAGUGUGGCUGCAGCCUGCUCAUUACAUUAUUCUUCAACCUCCUCUCACUGUCGUUAAUCUCUUGCCUUAUGAACUCUUUUAUACAAUGAAAGAUUCUGGUAAAGGAAAGAACAUUAUUAAACCUGGUCACCAACAUUCUUCUUCUGAGGUCGAUUUGGAAAAGUGUAUUGAAUUGGUUUUCACGCUAGAAAACUUUCCUCUGGGCAGUUCUCUUGUUAUUCCAGAAUUUACUAAUGGAUUCCACUCUCGAGUUAGACUCCAAGAUAGUUCUGGGCGCCGACUUCAUCUUCAGGCUGCAGUUACUUCUCAUCCAGGAAAUGUUAUUAAGGUUUCUAUAUCAGCUCCAUUUUGGCUUGUCAAUAAAACAGCGCUACCCAUUGUGUUUAAACAAGAAGGUGUUAAAGGUGAAACUGCAGGGCAGUACCAAGAACAUGAGAUGGCUCGAAUGGUUGCCCCACUAUUGUUUUCAUUCGCGGAUACUGAUGCAAGUCCAACUGUGAUAGCAAGAAUUGGUAAUGGGGUGCACCCAGAUGGAGUACCUAUGCCGGGACUACAGAUGCGACGGUUAAAAGUGCAUCUUAACGAUAAUCGUCCUGACAUGGUUUAUAUGAUAGGAAUUGAAAUAAGACAAGGAAGAGGAAGAUACAGGAUGACUAAGAUUGUAACAUUGACCGCUCACUACCAAAUUUAUAAUAAAUCCAGCUAUAAGCUGCAAAUUGCUCAGAGGAACUUCAUCUCAACUGUUAGUGAUCCAGGAGCUGAAUCAACUUACUUGAUGGCUGUACCAAAUUGUUACCUUCCAUUCCAUUGGCCUAGAUUAGACAAAGAUCAGCUUCUUUGUUUGAGGAUAGUGGAUGUUCCUAAUUGUCUUUGGGAUGCGGCUGGCAGAAUGUAUUUUCUUAGAGUAGAUAUUGUUCUGCAAGGAGCUACAUACUUUAUCAUAUUAACGGAUGCUGAUACCAUGCCGCCUCCCAUGAGAAUCGACAACUUCUCUAAAGUUCCUAUUACUAUUCAUCAAGCAUGUCUUACGAAUACAGUUACAACUGUGCGUCCUGGUACUUCAACACCUUAUGCUUGGGAUGAGCCUACACAAGAACCUAUAAUGACUGUUAUUGCUCCUGGUGGUGUUUCAAGUGACUCUGAUGACAUGUUGGAUGUCGUCAAAUCCCUCAUAUGUAUAUAAUUCCUUAACCACCAACUUAAACUUAAUUUUAUC
This is a messenger RNA of Nezara viridula (southern green stink bug), 10080 nucleotides long. The record is from the annotation of a GenBank genome assembly. Lineage: Eukaryota; Metazoa; Arthropoda; Insecta; Hemiptera; Pentatomidae.